Hypoxylon trugodes is the source of this 1139-nucleotide messenger RNA. RefSeq lists its product as uncharacterized. The coding region runs from base 238 to 1053 and encodes 271 amino acids. NCBI's taxonomy places the organism in Eukaryota, Fungi, Ascomycota, Sordariomycetes, Xylariales, Hypoxylaceae. The record is from RefSeq and is a predicted model, not a curated record. The transcript is spliced from 3 exons.
UCAUUGUGGGGAAAUAGGAUAAGGCAAGAGGGUUAGCGAGAGCCUUUUUAUUAUUCCCUGCAAAUCGGGUCGCGGGCGUUGUAGUAGUCGUUGUAGCGGCUCAAGUCCUCGAUGUCGUUACCCGUCGCGCGAGAUCUGGGGCUGUGGUGGGAACGUAUGGUUACCCCUCCGAGGACCAUGUAUUAAAGGACGCCCUGAUACCAGGUUUCGCUGCGAUAUUUGAGCCGCUGUUGUGUUAUGCGACUAUUCCUCUUGUACUUUGAUAAGCGCUUUGAUAGCCUCACUGCCGCAAAUAUGGCCGAGUUCAAUGAUAUUGAAUACGAGGGUAUUGGGGGGGAUAGGAAUAUCGUUGUGGAAGGUGAUCGCUGCUUUCAAGAUUAUUCUCCGAGCGACACUAUCUUGGACUUGAGCGAUGGUGGGGAAGCGCUUUACGCACGCUCUGUCCCCUCAUUUCCCUACGCAUCGCAAAGUCACGAGCCGGUCCCACGUCCUCAAACGAACGAUGAAGCUGUCACAGAGGCCGGAACACCUAGAACUCCAUCCAUGUUAAGCCACAGGGCUCUCGUCGCAAUGCAAAAAAGCACACCGCGGGACCCGACAGCUGAGCAACCCCCUCUGGAAAGAUAUCGCCGUGACAUACAAGUAUACGAACGACUCUCCCUAGGAAUUGAGCCUAGUGACUUCGGACUUCUACCCGAAGCGAUAGACACCUCACCGCAUCCUAAAAUAGGCAAUGGAAAAGCGCGACAAAGCCAAUCUUCGAUGAUAUCGUCACUGCACUUGAGCUUGAGCCCGAGCCCAGUUCCAUCAACAGGCCCCGAAACAUCGUCGGCUGCCGAGCAACUUCGCGAGCUGCUCGGUGUCAUCGGAUCUCCGGGGUGGGAGGAUGACACACCACCGGAAGAGCAGGCGGAGCACCUGCGGAAAGCUACAAGACUAAAAAGACGCGUCGGAUCGGAGACGAACCCGAGAGAAGUAAGGCUGCCCAAGGUUCGUAAGCGGGAUCACCAGGAUCAAAAUGCUAGCAAGGGCAAACAUUCGUCGUCUUCCUAAGAAGAUAGAGGGUUUUGAAAGGUAGCGAGCGUUAUAUACAAUGAUGAUUGACGGUAUAUAUAAGUAGUUAUAGAUUUGGAGUCAUU